AUACCUUCUACUCUACUUUGUCUAUGAUACGUGCAAGUGUCCAAACUCGAGUUUACAAAUGAUUCAGAAAAAGUUCCACAAAUUGUUUAUGCUUUAUACUUGACAAUCAUGGCGAGCACGUCGAGGCUUGAGGCGAAUAAGGUGGUGUGCUAUGCACAUCCAGAUGCACCACUUAUCGAAGAUUACAGGGCUGGGGACAUGAUAUGUUCGGAAUGCGGGCUUGUAGUCGGCGACAGGGUUAUAGAUGUGGGGUCAGAAUGGCGUACAUUCAGCAAUGAGAAGUCCGGAGUGGACCCAUCUCGUGUGGGUGGGCCCGAAAAUCCUCUACUUUCCGGUGGUGACUUAUCAACAAUCAUUGGGCCCGGACGAGGAGAUGCAUCAUUUGACAGCUUCGGAGUAUCAAAAUAUCAGAACAGGAGGAACAUUAGCAGCACGGACAGGGCUCUGAUAAAUGCGUUCAGGGAAAUAAGCACCAUGGCCGACAGAAUAAACUUACCGAAGACCAUUAUUGACAGGGCCAACAAUUUGUUCAAACAGGUGCAUGAUGGCAAGAAUUUGAAAGGUCGAGCCAAUGAUGCGAUAGCGUCAGCCUGUCUGUACAUCGCCUGUCGCCAGGAAGGAGUGCCUCGUACGUUCAAGGAAAUCUGCGCUGUCAGCAAAAUCAGUAAGAAGGAAAUAGGAAGGUGUUUCAAACUGAUCCUGAAGGCCCUCGAGACUUCAGUGGAACUUAUCACCACGGCAGACUUCAUGUCUCGGUUCUGCUCAAACCUGGGUCUGCCCAAUUCAGUGCAAAGAGCUGCUACACAUAUUGCAAGGAAAGCCGGAGAGCUGGACAUUGUGUCUGGACGCAGUCCCAUUUCUGUGGCCGCAGCUGCUAUUUAUAUGGCUUCUCAGGCGUCAGAAGACAAACGCAGCCAGAAAGAAAUUGGUGAUAUAGCCGGCGUGGCUGAUGUGACCAUUCGUCAGGCGUACAAACUGAUGUACCCAUUCGCAAGCAAACUCUUCCCAGACGACUUCAAAUUCUCCACGCCCAUCGAAUUCCUACCCCAAAUGUAGACUCAGGUACCCCAUAUGGCAUCUAAAUAAAAACUAUCAUAUAAACAUGAUAGUUCCAAAUAUAAUACACGUCAAAGUAGUGCAUUUUCUGACGGGCAAUCUCCUUUCUCUUCCCCGUAGAUACUACUCUGAUUUUAAAGUUAUAAAACUUAAUUUUAGUCUUAAAAGUCAAUGGGGUACGAUUCAAUUUCGGUUGAAUUAAUUCUGUUUAUGUAGUAGUAUGGUUAUUUCUGAUAGAGUACACAAGAAAUAUCUAUGAAAAUAAAAUCGUAUUUUUUGUGCUGAAAACACGGAGUAUGUAGUCGAUGGAGAGAUUGCAAACCAACUCAUAAUUUGUAUUUAGUAGUUUAAUGUUACUGAAAUACUAUUUCAUUUGUUAUAAGGUCUAUUUUUGCGUAGUUUCUCCCAUAUUACUGAGUAUUGAUUAUGAGUUGUUUAACAUCUUUAUGAUGCUAUUGUAUAGGUACUUAUUUCUGCUUUAGGAUAAUCACAUAAAAUAUAACCUUUCAUACAUUCAUUACUUCAAUUUUAAUUCUUUAACUAAUAAAUUCACGUAGAUAAUUAUGGUUCGAACUUUUGGAAUAUUUAAACAUUAAUUUCUAUUUUUGAUUGAAUAUGGUUUGUAACCUUGUUUAAUUUUAGACACAUAGACUGAAAAAUUCAAACAUUUUUUUAAAUACAAAACCAUAGCAAACUUUUAUUGUCCUUAUAUCAAAAGUCAUAUCAUAUUGUAGUUUAAUUUAACUUAAUUUUCGAAAAUAUUCGUUAUUUUCUUCAUACUACAAAUCAUUUUCCAUCUCGCGUAUCAAAGAACUGAAGCUGUGUGAUAGAAGAUUGUUGAUUCAUUGUAUUGUUUUGGGAAUAUUAACAUUUAGUACAUCGCUGGUUUAGUGUGGACUUGGGUUAGACUUUGCAGAUCGAAAGACACGAUGUAUACAGUACACUUAGUACGAGUUUGCUUUACGUUGAACGAAAACGAAACGAGCGCGCGUUCGAUAUUAUUCGACGCUCUGUUUGGUUGGUACAAUCGCACUGGCCAAUCAGAGCGUCGAACGCGCUUUCGUUUCGUUUUCGUUUAAUGUAAAGCAAAUUCGUGCUAAGGUUACUGAUAUGUUAUGGAUGCCUGAUUUCACUGUUACAGAUAUUUGAUAUACAACACAGAUUAUGUAGACUUUUGUUAGUAAUAAUUGGAUAGUUUCCUCAGUCAAAAAUUAAUUUUUUCGACUUUUCAAUACAAUAAAAUAUUCAAGAAUAGUCAAGUCCGUGUUGAUUAUAAAACAUAGCUUUGAUAAACCAAAUUGUCAGUGAAAUCAGGGCAUGCUACUGUGGGCAUAGACAAGUGAACAACGUUGUAUUUUUAUAUUAAAUCUAGACAUAAGUAUUAACUAUGAUUUUGUGUAGAAUGGUAGUUCCUGUCACUAGUAGAGAAGCUCUAUUUAUUAAUAUUUGGAAUUCCAUGCCUCAAGAGAAAAAUAAUUGAGACAAGGAGUAAAAUUCUUGUAUUUAUUUUCUAUUAUUGUAUCUUAUCCAUCCUAUAAUAUUUUUGCUGUAACCAACCACAGUAAACAUUUUAGUUUCCUAUUGACUUGAAAAGGUAAAUUACCAUGAAUAUAGGGUGAAAUAAUUGACUUCAACUGUUGUUCAUCCAUUUACUACUUCAUCUGUAUUUUUUAUUGUGUGACUCAUUCUGAUUGGUUGUUUGAUAUAAAUGGUGGUUCUGAUUGGCUGCCUGAUACCUGGUGUUGCCAUUUGUAUUAAUUUUCUGAAUUCUUUUGUUAUCGAUGAUAAAAUUGUCCAUAGAGUGACAGGACGUUUUGUGAUUUUUUUAAUUAUCUUUUUGAUAGAGGUGACAGUUGUAUUUAUAGUACCUAAUAAUUAUAUUAUUAUAAAGGUAUGUCUUGUAUAGUUUCCGAUAUGUUGGUACACUGUUUUUCUUUUUAAUAGUUGUUAAGUUUCUCUUACUGGACAGUGUAACGGUGUAGAUCAGAUACAGAAUUAACGAUACUAUUUUUUGUGUAUAUUUGGUCAUCUUUGAAGAAAAUUUCCUUUAAAUUUAUUGUCUGACAACAUUUUUUUCCAGAAUCUUCUCAUUUUUCAGUCUCGAAGGUGAUCAAAUAUGGCUUCAUAUAAGAUAAUUAAUAGAUAGAAUAUAUCUAUAGAUAGUAGACUGAUAAAUUACAAAGUAAAUGUAACCUUAUUUAGAUGGGCAUAAAUGCUAUUUUGGUCUUACAAAACACUUGUUACCAAUGCAAUGAAUUUCUAUAGAGCUUUUAUAUAUACGGAACAUAGUAGCUUGACUAAAAACACGUUAUUAUAUUGUAUAAUAUACCUAUACUAAUAUCAUAAUAAUAAUAAUAGCGACCAAUUUAAAAUAACUUGGGGAAUGCUGGAACUAGAAAUUGUAUUAUUCCUAGAAAUAUCUAAAUGUUGGCUUAAAAGCCUAGAUAUCAAUCCUAUUACUUACAUUGAACAAUCUGACUGACACAUAGUCUAUCUGCCGUACUCUAAUACAUUUAAUGAUUAAUUAAACGAUUCCUUAGUAAAGAUUUUGUAUGGAAAACAAUUGCUAAGGACUGGUUUAAGUAAUCAUUAAAUUACUUAGUACGGUGGUAUGUUUCUAUGUAUAUCCUAACAAUAAGCACUUUAAGGAUGUGUUGUAAAUACAUGUCUGCCUACCCUUCUGGGGAAAGACAGGCGUUAUGUUUAUGGUUUAUGUAACAAGCCCCAUUGGAUAAAUAGCAUUUAAAUGCUAGUCGAAAGAAUGAAUAUUGUAUAGAAAGGUUGAUAUGGGAUUGACAUGAAUUUUGACAUAUUUUGUCGAAUGUCAGUGUCAAUUCCAUAUGUUAAGUUUUGGAGAGCCAUGCUUCGGUACGAAAGGAUCGGCUCGACCACAGUUAUACCAUGGCCUCAUAGAUAACCGACGUGUGUGUUUUGUGGUGUGAGUGAGGUUACCCCUCCCCAAUCUGCCAAAUUCUCUAUCUUCAAACCAGCCGGCAAUGCACUUGUAACGUGUUUCGUGUUUGGGGUGUCUAUAGACGGCAGCAAUUUCUUACCAUCUGGUGAUCCGUCUGCACGUUUACCGGCUUACACAAUUCAUAAAUUUCGUCAGCAGUAACAAGUAGAGAGAAGGAUACGCACGUGAUUGUUGUCAAAUUUAUUGAUCUUUUCCAUUGUGACCUAAGUUGAAAUCUUUUACGUUUUGUGUUGUUUAAUUAUGUGCGUAAGUUUUUAAUAAGUUACUAUAAACUACCACAAUGUUAAAGUUCUGGCAGUAUAGUCGACAACAUUGUGUUGGAACUGGCAAUCCUGUCUGGAUUGCCAGUUUCAAAAAAUAUUUGCUUUUUGUCUUUCGACUAGAAUUUAAAUGCUAUCUAGGGAUCAAGAAAUAAUUAUGUAUCUUUCAUUUUAGGUUAGUUGAUCGAGUUCAAUGCAUUUUGGUAUAGAUUCAACUAAUUUCAUAGAAUUUACUGAUUACAUUUCAUAAUACAAUUAUUGUUGUGAUUGUAGAAAUUCAUAAAUAAUUAUCUGUUUGUUAAGUAAAUCUGGUGGAAUUUUGUGUAAUAUCAGCGAAAAUAUGCUACACAGUGCAACUACUUUUUAUUAUAUUUUGACAACUAUUAUAAAAUGCCAUUAGUUUCAUUUCAAAAGUAGGAUACUUGAUUGAACGGUAGUUCAGUAUCUAAUUAUUAUAUAGGCAUAAUUUUUUUCAUCAUCACUUGAUCAUUCACAAGAAUUCGGGUUAUAUACUGAUGUAGCGUCGAAGCACAUCUAAGUUACUAUCUAUAAUGAUAUAGCAAAUUCAACCGUAUGUCCAAUUGUCCACAGUAAUGCACACAUUUCUUCUCAAAUGAUAAUAUGACGCUCGGAUUCGCACGUUCCAUAGAAUACGUGCGUCUAAAGCUGAUUUUAAAUUGUAAAAGAAAAUGUGCAUUAUUUAGCGGAGAUAAGGUUGAUAUUACUAUCUUGAUUGACAUUUCGAUGUUGCCCUAUCAAGAAUUGACUCUUUAAAAAAGUAUUUGCCUAGUUUAUGAUCUCUUUCCUCGAACCGAAUAUUUUGUUACUUCAGUGUUGCCAGUAAAUCCACAUAAAGCCGACUGUAAGUUUUUGUAAAGAUGUAUCGUUGAUUUUGAAUGUAUGUGUAAUGUAACUAGCAUUAAUUAGUAAUUAUGAAUAACGCCACAAAAUAAAUAUAAAUUAAGUGAUUUAAAA
Spodoptera frugiperda (fall armyworm) is the source of this 5265-nucleotide messenger RNA. RefSeq names its product transcription initiation factor IIB (gene TfIIB). Gene Ontology annotation, cellular component: transcription preinitiation complex; nucleus. The record is from RefSeq and is a predicted model, not a curated record. NCBI's taxonomy places the organism in Eukaryota, Metazoa, Arthropoda, Insecta, Lepidoptera, Noctuidae. Bases 109 to 1056 code for a protein of 315 amino acids. Gene Ontology annotation, biological process: transcription preinitiation complex assembly; transcription initiation at RNA polymerase II promoter. The transcript is spliced from 5 exons. Gene Ontology annotation, molecular function: RNA polymerase II general transcription initiation factor activity; TBP-class protein binding.